UCACCAGAAAUCCGAAAACGACCUCAUCAGAUAUGAUCUACAGCAGAAGGUAUUAAUUCCUGGUAUUGGUUAAUCCGUCCGUCCUUUUCCACUAACGAAUCGAAUGGCUUCAUCGACAAUGCUCUCCAGUGGCCGUUCCUCGCCGGCGGCAUUCAUGGUGAACUCCAAGAAGCUGGGACCUGCAGCUGGAAGGAGAGGCAGAGAACUUAAUGUCAAGGGAAAGAGUUUUGGCCGUGUGAGAAUGGCCGUUGCAGUCAAUAUUUCUCGUUUCGAAGGUGUUUCUAUGGCUCCACCAGAUCCAAUUCUGGGAGUUUCUGAAGCAUUCAGAGCCGAUACAAGUGACGUGAAACUUAAUCUUGGUGUUGGAGCUUAUAGAACGGAAGAACUGCAACCAUAUGUGCUCAAUGUGGUUAAAAAGGCAGAAAAUCUUAUGCUUGAGAGAGGAGAAAACAAAGAGUAUCUGCCAAUCGAAGGUUUGGCUGCUUUUAACAAAGUCACUGCAGAAUUACUGUUUGGAGCAGAUAGUCCCGUAAUCCAGCAAGGAAGAGUUGCUACUGUGCAAAGUCUUUCAGGGACUGGUUCUCUUCGUCUUGCUGCGGCAUUCAUACAAAGAUAUUUCCCUGAAGCUAAAGUUUUGAUAUCUUCUCCUACUUGGGGAAAUCACAAAAAUAUUUUCAAUGAUUCACGGGUUCCCUGGUCAGAAUAUCGAUAUUACAAUCCUAGAACUGUGGGUUUAGAUUUUGAAGGCAUGGUGGAAGAUAUAGAGGCUGCACAAGAUGGAUCUUUUAUUCUUCUGCAUGGUUGUGCUCAUAAUCCAACUGGAAUAGACCCAACUCCUGAACAGUGGGCAAAAAUUGCUGAUCUAAUUGAGGAGAAGAACCACAUUCCUUUCUUUGACGUUGCUUACCAGGGAUUCGCUAGUGGAAGUCUUGAUGCAGAUGCAUCAUCCGUUAGAUCAUUUGCUUCGCGCGGCCUGGAGCUAUUUGUUGCUCAGUCUUACAGUAAAAACCUCGGUCUGUACUCUGAGAGGAUUGGAGCUAUCAACGUUGUUUGCUCCUCCCCGGAUGCAGCAGCCAGGGUGAAGAGCCAGCUGAAAAGGAUUGCAAGGCCAAUGUAUUCAAACCCUCCUGUUCAUGGCGCCAGAAUUGUUGCCAAUGUUGUGGGUGAACCAACUCUGUUCAACGAAUGGAAGCAGGAAAUGGAGAUCAUGGCUGGGCGCAUAAAGAAUGUCAGACAAAGACUCUUCAACAAUCUCUCUGAGAAAGACAAGAGCGACAAGGAUUGGUCCUUCGUUCUCAAACAAAUUGGCAUGUUUUCUUACACCGGCUUGAACAUGGCUCAGAGUGAUUAAUAUGACAAACAAGUGGCAUGUGUAUAUGACGAAAGAUGGAAGAAUAUCAUUGGCUGGUCUGUCGCUGGCCAAGUGUGAAUAUCUUGCCGAGGCCAUUAUUGAUUCCUUCUACAAUGUGAGCUAAGUGAGUUCAACCUCUGAGUCACUGAACGCUGGAAUUUUUCCAUCUUGUUCCAGAUUGUGAGAUCUGUGGAUUUUUCUAAGCAAUUUAUAAGGUUCAUUUUGAGAGUAUUUUUACACAGUUUAGAUGUUGCAGAAUUAAUUUAUUUGUUCAUAUGAGC
Molecule: messenger RNA, 1632 nt
Organism: Phalaenopsis equestris
Lineage: Eukaryota; Viridiplantae; Streptophyta; Magnoliopsida; Asparagales; Orchidaceae
Product: aspartate aminotransferase, chloroplastic
Exons: 11
Coding region: 104-1351 (415 amino acids)
Biological process (GO): amino acid metabolic process; biosynthetic process
Molecular function (GO): pyridoxal phosphate binding; transaminase activity
Source: RefSeq, a predicted model, not a curated record